AUGUCGUCGACGUCCAUGCGGUGUGUUCUCGCCCCGAUGACCGCUCCAUCGCGUCGUGCGCGCGCGACGCGCGGAAAGAAUGCACAGCCAAGGGUCGAGCGCCAACCCUCGGGACGCCUCGGCGUCGUCGACGGCGCGCGCGUGGUCGACGACGCGCGCGCGAGCGUUCGAGCGCGCGCGGGAGAGGCUCUGGAUUGGGAGAACGACGAUUUCGUCCCGGCGGGGAAGCAGAAGAAGAAUAAAAAGGUUCCAAAGGCGAAGCCGCAGAAGGCGCCCAAGGCGGCGCCGGCGGCGUCGGCGGCGCCGGCGCCGGCGAAGGAGGCUCUGGAUUGGGAGAACGAUGAUUUCGUCCCGGCGAGUAGGAUGAAGAAUAAAAAGGGAAGGGCGGCGUCGUCGUCGGCGGUUGAGGCGGACCCGGCGUCGUCGUCGUCGGCGGACCCGGCGGCGGCGGCGGCGGAGCCCGAUUGGGCGACGGAGGAGUUCGUGAAACCGACAGAGGAGUUCGUGAAACCGACGACGAGCAAGAGGAAGCCGAAGCCGGCGUUCGUGCCUCCGCCGGAGCCGAGAUCGGAGCCCGCGGUUGUGGCCGAGGAGGUCGCGCCCGAACCCGAGCCGGAGCCUGUGCCCGAAGCAGAACCCGAGCCCGUGGUUGCGGCUGGGACGCCCGAGCCUGAGCCCGCGCCAGAACCCGCGCCAGAACCCGAGCUCAAGCCCGUGUCCGAGCCCGAAGUCGUUGCCGCCCAAGCCUCCGCGGUGGUCGAUGAGGUUGCCGAGGAGAAAUCGGAGGAAUCCGCGCCCGUGUUUGAUGAGGACGGCGAGUACAUCGGUCCCACCAUUGAUUGGAGCGAACCGGAUGAGGUGGAGGAAGACGACGGUAAUCCGAUUCCAAAGUACCUUCGAGAUAUUUUCAUCAACGAUGCAAAGCCGUCAGCGAAGCGUUCGUCGGGUACGGUCACCACUGGAGUACGCUUGGAGAACGUGCGCAAGACGUUUAAGAACAUGCCAAUCCUCGACGGCGUUUCGUGGGACUGCAGGAAGGGCGAGCGCGUCGGAUUGGUCGGCUGGAACGGUGCAGGUAAGACGACGCAAUUGCGUAUCAUCACUGGUGAGAUGGAAGCCGACGAGGGCGAGAUCAUGCUCGCGGACGGGGUGAAGAUUGGCUACCUAACGCAAGAGUUUGAAGUGAAGGAGUCGAACACGGUUCGUGAAGAAUUCAUGGCGAGCUUUGGGGACGAGAUGAAGAUCACGAGCGACAUCGAACGCAUCAAUAAAGAACUCGAGAAUAAUCCAAGCAUGGACUUGGUGCAGAUUCUCGUCGACAAACUCGCGGACUUGCAGCGUCAAGCUGAUCGCAUGGACUUGUUCAAGAUGGAGCGCGCAAUUGAUAAAAUCAUGCCCGAGCUCGGUUUCGUUCAGGAAGACAACGACCGUCUCGUGGCCUCUUUCAGCGGCGGUUGGCAGAUGCGCAUUUCUCUGGGUAAAAUUCUACUUCAAGAGCCGGGUCUGCUGCUGUUUGACGAACCUACGAACCAUCUCGACUUGGAUACCAUCCAGUGGCUCGAGACGUAUCUGAGAUCGCUUGACGUGCCCAUGGUCAUCGUCUCACACGAUCGAGAGUUCCUGGACCAGCUCUGUACUAAGACCGUCGAGAUUGAGCGUGGUGUGGCGACGACGUACAAGGGCAACUACUCCCAGUACUGCUCCGAGAAAGAAAGCAGAGCCGCUCAACAAAUGGUGGCGUAUGAGAAGUGGCAGAAGGAAGUGUCGCGUCAGCGGGACAUGAUUUCGCGUCUGGCGGGCGGCGGACAAUCCGGCCGCGCGACAGCGGCUCAAAAGACGCUCGACAAGCUUCUUGAAGAUGCGGUCGAUAAGCCGUGGAUCGCGAAGAAGCGUCGUUUCUUCUUUCCAAAUUGCUCUAGAAGCGCUCAAAUCGUCGCGCGCGUGGAAAAUGUCACACAUGGAUACGAUGAGAAGACACUAUUCAAGAACACGUCACUUCAAAUCGAGCGCGGUGAACGAGUCGCCAUGAUCGGCGAUAACGGGUGCGGUAAAUCAACCCUCAUGCGACUGAUCCAAGGACGCGAGAGGCCGCUCUCGGGCAUCGCCGAACUUGGAGACACCGACAUGUGCAAGGUGAACUACUUCUAUCAAAACCAAGCCGAGGGCCUGGACACGAACAAGGGCGUGUUACAGACCCUCAUCGACGCCGCGCCGGACGCACAAUUGAACGAUCUGAAGGCGCUUCUCGGUCAAAUGGCAUUCAGCACGCCUUUCCACGAAAAGCCCGUCAAGUUUUUGUCUGGUGGCGAAAAGGCGCGAUUGGCUCUGGCAAAGUUCAUGGUCACACCCGCCAAUGUGCUUUUGCUCGACGAACCGACGAACCACCUGGACAUUCCGAGCAAAGAGAUGCUCGAAAACGCCAUCCGUCAAUUCGACGGCACCGUGAUCGCGAUCUCUCACGACCGUUACUUCUUGCGACAAAUCGCCACGCGCGUUUUGGCGUUUGAUGAAGGCGCUAUCACAGAUUACGCCGGGGAUUACGCAUACUUCUUAUCGAAGAACGACGUGGCAAGCGCGCGAGAUGCCGCGCUCGAAUCAAAGAAGAAAAAGAUUGAGCAAGACCAAACCGUCUCCAAGUCUAAGAUGAGCAAGGCGGAGAAAGCUAAACUGAAGAAGGAAAAGGCGAAAGCAUUCUCGUCAGGAAGCGGCGAGGCGAAGAAAAACAAAAACGCUGGGCGCUGGAAUUGA
Molecule: messenger RNA, 2748 nt
Organism: Ostreococcus tauri
Lineage: Eukaryota; Viridiplantae; Chlorophyta; Mamiellophyceae; Mamiellales; Bathycoccaceae
Product: ABC transporter, conserved site
Exons: 1
Coding region: 1-2748 (915 amino acids)
Molecular function (GO): ATP hydrolysis activity; ATP binding
Source: RefSeq, a predicted model, not a curated record